UGACACUCAUGGGACAGAGGAAAAGUAGUCAUUCCUUGGUAUGUUCCCCUUGAAGAGAUCAGAAUUUGCAAUACUGACUAGUAAGGAUAACGUUUGAAAAUUGUUCCACAGUGACACUUUGCAUACCUCGCAAUUAAAUGGUUACUGUAGCAACUUGUGUAUAGUUAGUGUUCGGCAGUCCGAUCUACUAGGGGGAGGGGGGCGGUGCGCGUUGUGGGAGGGAGACUUGACACACUCGAUCUCUUGGCGCAGAUGUUAAGAAUUCCUGUUGUUGUUCAAUAAAGAGUCAGUUACAAGCCACGACUUGCCUGACACUUCGAUACGCUACAUUACUUUUUCAAUUGCGGGGCCAAAGCUCGGAAAAAACAGCGCGUCGCUUUCUUGAAUGGAAUCACAAAAGCUGCUGGUGGAAAGUGCCGAACGAACCCCCGGAGAUUACGGAUGCUGGUCGGGCAGAGAUCACCGGAACCCUACUAAGCGGACGGACCCGGUCAAAUGCCGAUCGAGCAGUGUCAGCGGACAAGCAGAUGAGGACCUCCACAUCCAACAAGCUAUUGUUCUCAUUGAAGAUGCCAUUCAGUAUCGGUCCAUUAACCACCGGGUGGAUGCAAGAUCACUUCGUCUGUAUCGUUGGUACUACUCAAGGAUAUAUCAGUGGACCUUAGGCCUGACCAUUGGAGUGGUGCUGUUGCUAGCUUUUGUGGAGCGGCCAUCUUCCCUUUCUAUAACCUCUGACUCUCGAUAUCGCUCUCCACCCUGGGAGCCUCCUUGCGGUUUCACUGAGAGCAUUGAGAUAGUCUGUCUUAUCAUCUUCACUCUUGAUCUUGCUGUUAAGAGCUACUUAAUUGGCUGGGAUGAGUUUAGAAAGAACAAAUGGCUGAUGAGCUAUACCAUUGUCACUUCCGUCUCCAUCAUUGACUGGGUGUUGUCAAUCAGCAUGGUCUGUGAUGAGAAAAUGAGAGUCAGAAGAUUUUGUCGACCAUUCUUCCUCUUGCAAAACUCAUCCCUGAUGAAAAAAACACUGAAGUGCAUCAGGAGAACUCUGCCAGAGAUUGCAAGUGUCAUUUUGCUGUUGGCACUUCAUCUCUGUCUGUUUACUAUGAUUGGCAUGUUGUUGUUUCCUAAAACUGAGGAUCCACUUAAGAAUGAAGAGUGGAAACUGUAUUUUCGAAACCUUUCUACUUCACUUACUUCGCUGCUAGUGCUGCUCACUACAGCAAACAACCCAGAUGUGAUGAUUCCUGCUUACUCCCUAAACAGGGGAUAUGCCAUUUUCUUUGUCUCCUUCAGUGUUAUUGGAACAUAUUGCUUGAUGAAUUUACUGACAGCCAUUAUCUACAACCAGUUCAGAGGAUAUUUGCUAAUGUCAGUCCAAACAUCUAUCAUUAGAAGGCGUCUGGGAAUCCGAGCAGCCUUCCAAGUCCUUAGCUCUCAUGAUGAAGAUAAUGCUGCUAGGGAACGUGUGCCAAUUGAUGCUGUGCUCCAAGUGAUGUCCAGGAUCCAGAUGCAGAGCUACUACAGAGAGGCGAUCACUACUAAGUCUCGUCAAUAUGAAACUGAAGGCUUCAUGAAUAGAGAGGAGUUCAAACACAUAUUUGAUGAACUGGAUAAAGAUCGUAUAGAAGAGCACCCAUCCGUACCACAGUAUAACUCUAUGGGACUGCAGAAGCUCCAGGUGAUCUUCAGCCACUACUAUUUUGCUGUAUUUAGCAAUGCAGUGGCGAUGGCCCAUGUGGUGUGCAUAUGUGCUGUGUUGGUAUUGAAUUCAGAAAAGUCCACAGCAGAGAAAGAUAACCAUUACAUGGAGAACACGUGUUUUAUCAUCUACUACCUGUUUGAAAUGUGUGUGAAGAUAUUCGCCUUGGGCUGGAAAGGGUACCUUUCCUUCAGGAACAAUAUCUUCGAUGGAUUCCUCACCGUCCUGCUGCUGGUCCUGCAGAUAACUAUUUAUGUCACCUACGGGCUUACUCACUCACAUAUGAGCCCAUCCUCUCAGGGAAUGUUUUCUCUGCAGGAGAUGGUUCGAUUUGUUAACAUGCUGAUUGUCUUCCGCUUUCUGCGCAUCAUACCAGAUAUUAAGUUAAUGGCUUUAGUUGCAAGUACUUUGCUGGACCUGGUGAAAAACCUCAGAGCCUUUGCAGGGAUACUGGUGGUGGUUUACUAUAUAUUUGCUGUGUUUGGCAUCUGGCUGUUUGAGGGGGUCAUUAAACCACCAGCACAUAUGAGUGUCCCAUAUAAUACAACAAUGGAAAAUACCACCUCUAACUUCAGCCCUGAGUGUGGCACCUAUGAACAGCUAGGCUACUGGCCAAACAAUUUCGAUGACUUUGCUGGAGCCAUCAUUUUGCUGUAUGAUAUCAUGAUAGUCAACAACUGGCAGGCCUUCAUGGAUGCGUAUACCAGAUAUACCACUGAAUGGUCAAAAAUCUACUUUGUCUGUUGGUGGUUCACCUCCUCUGUCAUGUGGGUAAACUUGUUUGUGGCACUCAUCCUAGAGAACUUCACCUAUAAGUGGGAUCGCAGCCACAACUGCUCUGUUACAGAUGUCGAUAGGAUCAGAUAUGAAGCAACUGUUCAACUCAUGUUCAAAGAGCAAGUCAAGGAGCCAACGGAAGAAGAAUUGCUUUGUCAGCUACAACAGCACCGCCACCUUCACUUACACUGGGGACACACGACCCAAACUUACAGUGAAACCAUGGCAGUGCAGGAAGGUGAGACAGAGCUGCUGGAGAGCAGAGCUCAUUAAGACACACCUGCUAAAAAUCUACAAUCAGAUGGCUUCUUAAGGAUGCUCCGGAUGCUAGUCCUGUGCCAGACGUUUUUGCCUUUGCACCCAUUCACACAUGCUUCUGCUUCCCGCUGGGAGUUAUUCUUUGUUUGUUUUUUCCUCCUUGAGAUUAUUUUGUGUUUUGCAUUUGUAUCAAGAAAAGUCAAUCCCUAAGAGGUGAUUUUUCUGUAUUUGUGCUCAAAUAAAUUUGAAUUAUUCUGCA
Messenger RNA from Syngnathus typhle (broad-nosed pipefish), 2990 nucleotides. It is a transcript of the gene tpcn2, whose product is annotated as two pore segment channel 2. Lineage: Eukaryota; Metazoa; Chordata; Actinopteri; Syngnathiformes; Syngnathidae. Gene Ontology annotation, molecular function: monoatomic ion channel activity; voltage-gated channel activity. The coding region runs from base 386 to 2746 and encodes 786 amino acids. Gene Ontology annotation, biological process: transmembrane transport; monoatomic ion transport. Gene Ontology annotation, cellular component: lysosomal membrane. The transcript is spliced from 26 exons. The record is from RefSeq and is a predicted model, not a curated record.